Octopus sinensis (East Asian common octopus) is the source of this 2305-nucleotide messenger RNA. Its product is annotated as zinc finger protein 62-like. The transcript has 3 exons. Gene Ontology annotation, molecular function: DNA-binding transcription factor activity, RNA polymerase II-specific; RNA polymerase II transcription regulatory region sequence-specific DNA binding. Bases 195 to 2021 code for a protein of 608 amino acids. The record is from RefSeq and is a predicted model, not a curated record. Gene Ontology annotation, cellular component: nucleus. Lineage: Eukaryota; Metazoa; Mollusca; Cephalopoda; Octopoda; Octopodidae. Gene Ontology annotation, biological process: regulation of transcription by RNA polymerase II.
GUCAGGAACUUUUAACUUAUAACACCGGAAUAAUUAUAGCGAGGGGAAAAUAUUAGCGACACCGCCAACCUGCUAUUGUAAUUAGUUGAGCAAAUUUCCUAAAUUGAUGUAAAAACAGUCCCAGGAAACCGAAUCUUUUCAGAUUAAUAUUAACAAAGUUUUCUGCAGCUUUUAAGAAUUCCUGAUCUUUAAAUAUGGACGAUGUUAAUCCUUUGGGAUCUUCAAACGAUGUAAAUUCCGUUUCACGGACAGUCAAAGGUGAGAAAGUUUUAUUCAAUGAAGAGUCCACUGAUCAGAGAUCGAUACAGAGAAAUAUUACUGAAUAUAGCUGUGGCAUUCGUAAGGAAAAAUAUAUUUCAGAGCAUGAAUUAAUCAUACACAAGGACAUCCAUAAAAAGGAGAAACCAUUCCAAUGUGAAAUAUGCGGGAAAUAUUACACACAGAAUGCCAGCCUUGUUGUCCACGUACGGGGUCACACGGGAGAAAGACCCUUCAAGUGUGAUAUCUGCGGGCAAUAUUUCGUUUCUACUACUAUUUUGUCAAGGCAUAGAACGAUUCAUACAGGUGAGAGGCGGUUUCGGUGUGAAAUAUGCGGCAAAUCUUAUAUUAGUAAUUCGAAACUUGUUAUCCACGUACGGGGUCACACGGGAGAAAGACCCUUCAAGUGUGAUAUCUGCGGGAAAUAUUUUGUGUCUAAUACUGCUUUGUCAAAGCAUAAAGCGAUUCAUACAGGUGAGAAACCAUUUCAGUGUGAAAUCUGCGGGAAAUCUUUUCUUUAUAAUUCGAAACUUGUUGUCCAUAUACGUAGUCAUACGGGAGAGAAACCGUGGAGUUGUGAUGUUUGCGGGAAGUGUUUCGUGUCCAGUAGUAGUUUGGCGAUUCACAAAAGGCUUCACACAGGAGAGAAAUUGUUACGCUGUGAAAUCUGCGGGAAAACUUUUCUAAAUAAUUCUAAACUUGUCAUUCAUGGACGUAGGCACACGGGAGAGAAACCGUUUCGUUGUGAAAUCUGCGGGAAGGAUUUUAUCGAGAAUUCUAAGCUUACGAUCCACAAACGUACCCACACUGGGGAAAAACUAUAUUGUUGUGAGGUGUGUGGGAAAUUUUUUGUUAAUAGUAGUGUUUUAAAAACCCAUGACCGAAUCCAUAGUGGGGAGAAGCCUUAUCAGUGCGAAUCGUGUGGCAAGUCUUUUCUCAGCAAUAGUAAUCUUCAAAGACACAAACGAAUUCAUACUGGGGAAAAUCCAUUCCACUGCGAAAUCUGUGGCAAGUCAUUCUCUGAUAAUUCAAAUUUUUUGGUUCACAAACGGAGACACAUUGGGGAAUUGUCUUAUUGCUGUGAAAUCUGUGGUAAAUCGUUCGUAAAUAACAGUGAUUUAAAGACCCAUGAACGAAUCCACUCUGGAGAGAAACCCUUCCAUUGUGAUAUCUGUGGGAAAUCGUUCUAUGUGAAUUCACAGCUUGUAGUUCAUAAAAUGAUGCAUGCUGGGGAAAAUCCCUUCUGCUGUGAUAUCUGUGGAAAGUCAUUUCUUACGAUCAGUUUAUUAAAAACGCACAGAAAAAUCCACUCUGGAGAGAAACCAUAUCACUGUGAGAUCUGUGGGAAAGCUUUUCUUAAGAACCACGAUUUAAAACGUCACAAUCAAAUCCACACAGGGGAGAAACCUUAUCAUUGUGAUAUUUGUGACAAGUCGUUUGGUAAAAAUUCUUCCCUUGUUGUGCACAAGCAGAUACACAUGGGGGAAAAGUCCUAUCUUUGUGAUAUGUGUGGGAAAUCCUUCUCCCGGAAUUUCGAUCUUAUGAGCCACAAGCGUAGACACACUGGGGAAAAACCUUGUGCCUGUGGGGUCUGUGGGAAAUCUUUUGUUAAUAACAGUGACUUAAACAUACACAAACGGAAACACACGGGUGAAAAACCCUAUUGUUGUGAAGUAUGUGAGAAAUCCUUCAUUUCUAGCAGUCUUUUAAAGAGACACGAACGACUGCACACCAGAGGGAAGCCUCUCAAAUGUGAGACAUAAGAUAUGGGUCUCUUGCCGCCUUGUAAUCUAAACCUAUAAUGUGUCCACAAAUAUUCAAUGGUGAACAUGUGUGCAUAAAAUGCCAGAAAUCACUUUCUUUUUGAAUUCGUAUUAUGUAGGCCCACAAAUAUGUUCUUUGAAAGAAAAUCAUUUUCAUUUAGGGUCUGUUUUCCAUGCUAGCACGGGUAAGACAGUUUAACUGGAGCUGGUAAGCCGGAGAGUUGCACCAGGCUCCAGUCUGUUUUGGCAUGGUUUCGACAGCUGGACGCCAACCUAUUUCUUUA